Molecule: messenger RNA, 4626 nt
Organism: Hyalella azteca
Lineage: Eukaryota; Metazoa; Arthropoda; Malacostraca; Amphipoda; Hyalellidae
Gene: Mip
Product: prothoracicostatic peptides
Exons: 8
Coding region: 164-1399 (411 amino acids)
Source: RefSeq, a predicted model, not a curated record
UUCACAUUUUCUGUCAAUCGACCGGGAGUAAAAAAUAAUAGGAAUAAUGAUAUACUAGAACAAAAUCUCCGAGAAAACGACCAAUAAAUUAUCAAAAUAUUUCUGGUGUCAUUCCUACGCACGUCCUACAAACACUUCAGGACAGGCAUCGCCGUUGGUCAUCAUGGGAUGGGUUAGGAUCCGCGAGAAUAUUUCCAUUGUACGAUUCAUGGUUAUACUCUCACUGGUCUGGACAAGUCUGGCGAGUGAACAAUCAAUCCACAAAUCAACUAACAACUUCGGGCCCGCCAAUCAGUCAUUUCUUAGCCGUGUUACGUCCGAGAAAUCGGCCGUGGCCGACGGAGGCGAACUUAACGUUUACGGAACCAGCAGCGAGGAUCACGUGGCCCAGGAAGCCGAAGGUGAACCUAACCUGCUGAUCGACGACGAGCUCAGGACUAAACGCGACGGUGAAAAAUGGAGCAGUUUACGCGGCAGCUGGGGCAAGCGGAACCCUGCCCAGCUCGACCGAGGAUGGAAUAACUUCAGAGGCACGUGGGGUAAAAAAGCUGACUGGAGCUCUCUCAGGGGAUCCUGGGGGAAACGAGGCUCGGACGCCAUGGCGGACAAGCGGGCAGACUGGUCCAACUUCCGGGGCUCCUGGGGAAAGCGUACCUCAGCACCGGAAGCUUCACUCGAUGAUUCUGUAAGCGACUUGGAUCAAUUCGAUCACGACUACGACGCGUUCAAUGAAGAUCCAUCGUCCGCACUGUCACCUGAUGACGCAACGCGCCUGAAUAACGACGCUCUGUUUCUUGAGACUGUAAAGCUACUAUCCCAGAGAGCGCAAAAUAAAGAAGACUUCGCUGACCAAGAAAUCUUAAACUCUGGCGACGAUGAAGAACAAAAUUUGGUUCAAAAGAGAAGUACAGCGGCAUACUCUGGAUGGCUUAAGAGGCCUGUUGGAACGCUGCUGUUGGCGCCACGUUCUGUGAACUGGAGCAGCCUGCGAGGCUCGUGGGGCAAGCGAAGUGGUCCAACUAACUGGAGUAGCUUGAGGGGCACGUGGGGCAAGCGGCCUGCCAAGGAUAGCAACUGGGCCGGCCUUCGGGGCACAUGGGGCAAGCGGCCUGCCAAGGAUAGCAACUGGGCCGACCUUCGGGGCACGUGGGGCAAGCGGCCUGCCAAGGAUAGCAACUGGGCCAAUCUUCGGGGCACGUGGGGCAAGCGGCCUGCCAAGGAUAGCAACUGGGCCAAUCUUCGGGGCACGUGGGGCAAGCGACCUGCCAAGGAUAGCAACUGGGCCGACCUUCGGGGCACGUGGGGCAAGAAAAGUGGAGGACAGAAAUGGAGCAGCCUGCGAGGCACUUGGGGUAAACGAAGUGAUCAAGUCGACGAGUUGGAUCUCGGAGACGAGUAACUCUGGCUCUGCGCUCUGGCUACAAUCUAUUCUCUCCGCCAUCACUCCGUCAUCACUUCCACUAAUGCAGGAGACGGAGGCCCACAUCUUACUUCCCAAAUUAGUUCCGUUUCAGGCAGAGUGUUCUUGUUUGUCGCUUCUUAGUAAAUAAAUUUAAUUACGAAUUGCUGACAAAUGAAGUUAAUUUUAAGCGCUGCAAAAACUCGCCUGAAUAUUCACCGAAACGCCUAAUGUCUACCGGUAAUUCGGUGGUUGGUAAUACAUAAUCAUGCAACUUAGGGCAAAUAAUUCCCAUUGGCGCGAUAUUUAUGAAGGAUAAACUUUUCAUGUGAAUUUUUUUGUUGUCGCACUCGGCGAUUCCAGUUUUGUUAUCCCAUUCAAGAAUGGAUAUCAGCCAUGGCGAUAGACCGAUACGACUAUAUAUAUAUUCCUCAUUUCAAGUUAUCUGUAACGAGAGAUGGCUUUCUUCUAUCUUUGUUCUAUCCUGUACUCUGAGAUGAACUCUCCAACUCAAUUCCAUGAAGCACGACAGCGAAAUUAGUGCCCGAACAGCUCGAUCUUUUCGCCGUUUCUUAACUCAGUAGCAUUGAAUUAUCGACAUGAAAAGGGCCUGGAUGCUCGUAAAUGUAAUUGAAUACUAUUAUUGUCUAUUAUUGUCAUUAUUCACAUAACUAUUGCUUAACUCAUCUGAAACUAAUGAGAUUCAAUAGCAUAUUCUUCUCUUUUAUUUGUUACUGUCGGUAACUUGGAAUAUCGGCAGAUAUGGUGCGAAAAACAUACCUUUUGCUCUAAUUAUGACUAUUAUUUUCUUGGACAAACACAACUUUUACUCGAGAGGGGAAAGAAUUAGGUAAAAAUAUACUCAUUAAAAUAUAAACACACUUCGAAUUUUUCAUUUAAUUAGAUUGAGAAUUAAAAUAAGGUAAAUAACCAGCAUGCUGUUAUAAAAUGAACAGCCAGUAUACGUUUAAGAUAUGUGAUCAAUAGUUUCAUCAGUUCAGACCCGGCAUUGGAAUGAGCGACUGUCAUCUUUACUGAAAUUGAUAGAACUCAGAGAUUUUUGAGUGUCUGAAGGGUUUUUGUUUGAUAUCAUUUAAUUGGAUUCAUAAACAUCACGCAAGCAGCGAUUGCUCUUCAAACAAAAAAAUUCAUACCCCAAUUCACGAAAGCGUCCUGUGCAAACGCCAUCACUUUGGCAUUGAGUCAUCAGGCCUGAAAUUUAUCCUCGUUAUUCAUUCUGAAUAGAAAAAUCCGGUGUAAACAAUACAAGAAUUCAUGGGAGUAACGCCGUGAAACAAAUUCUGUCCUCUUGGGAAAUCUGGACCUGCAAGCUCUUGUCUACGCCCACGAAUGUUUCAAUGAAGCCUUCAUUCCGGAUUGAAAAUAAACUCGAAUUGGAUCGGGGGAAAUGUACCUGCAGCGGCUCUUUUUGUCUUUGAUAAAAAAAAUUAUGCACUCAUUAGUGGAAAAUAGCGUUACGCUUGAUCUCAAAUCUUCUACAUUUCAGCAGAUAUUUUCAAAUUUAUUUUAACAAAUUUUUAACAGUCUAUUGAAAUUCUAGCAAGAUUGGCACAACGGGAAUUCAAUUUAGAUUUAUGGUUCUGCUAGUCAGGUUAUCCGACAAUAUUUCCAGAUAGGUCAGAAAAGGCGUCUUUAUUUUAUUAAUCUGACAUUUUUUAUACGUUGCUUCGCAAAAUGAAUCCGAUUCUCAAAUUGUCAAUUAAAACACGCAAGACACGUCGAUAUUAAGCGGUGCAAGUCGUUAACAUCAAGAAUUGAAUUAUGAGCAUUAUAACAGUUAUUGUUUAUAUUUACCUUGUAAUUCUGUUGUAUGUCUUUCUCCGCUGCAAACAAUAUAAUAACGGCCAAGUGUAUGUAACUCGUAACUUUCAGAGUGAUGAACACUGGUUUACGUGUUUACCAAUCUCAGAUGAAAUGCAAUUUCAAUGUAAGUGUCAUUAGAUGUCAUGCGAAUUGUAUUGAAUGAUUUGCGUUUUCUCCCCAUUCACUUGUACAAAUAUUCUUUGGUGUCAUAAUAGUAGUUACUUUGACACUUCAUUAAACAAACGAUCAAUAUUCUGCUAGUGAACACAUAUUUCUGGGUUAAUUUGUUUAAAUGUAAAAUGAAAUUUCUCACAUGAUAAUUGUAGGCAUAAGCAAAAACCGUACACCCAUCGCUUGGAAUUUUACAGGAGAAGUGCAUAAUUAAGACGUAACUAAUAUUCAUCACAUUCAAAGAAUGGAACUUGUAUUCGACAUAAAAUGUUUUCCCACAUAGCUAAGAAUUUGUGGUACAUGUUUCUAUGUAGGGUAGAAUUCGGCUUAUCUUUAUCGUUUUGAAGCGUAAUUUUUAUUUUAUUUUUCUUUAUUCAACUCGAAAAUUGAAUACAAAUUAUAUUUUACUUCGUUUGGAAAAAAUCACAAUCUCCUAAAUUUAAUUUUUGUUAAUACAAAUGCUUAGAUAUAUUUUGUUAAUGUUCCAUCGGGUGCAUGAGAAGUUCAUUUUAAAAGCUAGGAGCAGAAAUGACCAUGAUAAAAAUUUCGUUGGACGACCUCUGUUCGCGGUAGCAACAUUUUCUAUGAACCCUUCCAUAUAUUGACAGAUUGAAGGGAUUCUUAACAUGCGAUGUUAAUUGUUGCACUCCUUGCUCGUGGGGUUCUAUCAUUUUAUAUGAGUUAUAAAUGCUUAAACCCGCGUAAAUCAUAAAACCUGCAAAUCGCUGUCCCAACAGUAAUGCUGAAAUCUUUCAGCCUGCAGACCCCUAUUCCGGGAGUAAUUCUGAACCCAUCCGCUUGCAGAAACGCUGGAAAAUAUCAGUUUUAACUCGACCGCAAUAUUUAUUAAAUUCUGAAACUCUAACCAAUUCCUGAUCAAAUAUCUCAAGUCAAUAAAUAUCAUUGUUAUUGUUAGUGUUAUUGUACUUUCAGUGUAUAAAAACUGGCAUUUCUAUCGACAUCUGCGUAGACUUAUCGUGGCUUCAGACAAUUUGCUUUGAAUUUAAAUCUAUCAUUUCGUCACAUGAAAUAUUUUUUUAUGAUGAAUGGAACAGUCUGUUUCACACAAAAAGUUUGAGGAAUAACCAGAAGAAAACAGUUCUUCUAACAAUACUUCUACUAUUUGAGUCUGUGUUCAAAAAUUGUACCAAGAUGCUCAGUGGUGUAGCUGGAGAAGCUUCUGUGGUGAGUACAAUUUUCCUCGUUGCAAAAUAAAAGCAUUAUUUGCGUUU